Naegleria lovaniensis is the source of this 1776-nucleotide messenger RNA. RefSeq lists its product as uncharacterized. NCBI's taxonomy places the organism in Eukaryota, Heterolobosea, Eutetramitea, Acrasida, Naegleriidae. The record is from RefSeq and is a predicted model, not a curated record. The transcript is spliced from 2 exons. The coding region runs from base 1 to 1776 and encodes 591 amino acids.
AUGCAAACACACACACUUUCAUCAUCUCCACCACAAGACAUUUCUUCGACCAUCUCUAGUGUUAAAAAUAGAAAAAGCUUCUUUGAAUCCUUUUCCUCAUCCUCCAAUAAUAAUAAUCAUUCAUCUCCUUCUUCUUUUACUCAAAAAGAUUCAAUUCAAGGAGGAAAUAUUAAAGUUAAAAAACUAUUAUUCGAACAAGCACAUUCUUCUUCUUCAAAUAAUACUCACUCAUAUAAAGAAGAAAUGAUCGAAAAACUAGAUAGAAAAAGAGAAUCAUCUGGAGACUCCAUGAUAAAGAAAAUUCAAAGUCAACUCACAGAGACCACAACUUGCAGCUCCAACAUUCAUCGAGUACACAUUGAUGUGACUGGCAAUAAGGAGACUUUUGAAAAGUUUAAAAAUCUUGAAACGAAUCAUUCCUGUGAGACACAGCGCAAUAGUUCGACACAUUCAACAAUUGUUGAUGUGAGUCAUAGGAAUUCUGUUCGUCUUGAAAGUGAAAAAUAUGAUCAACAAGUCCAAGAACUAUUAUCCUCAAACAUUCCCUACACUUACAAGCCAGUAGACUCGAAAACAUUGUGGAGAAGCUUCCCGGUGCACUCUACAUCUAGCAUGGACUCGUGUGACAUCAAUCAAAUGAACGAUCUCAGUCAUGUUAGUGGACCAACAAGUACAGCACCGAUCAUUCCUGUGCAUUCGAUUCCAGAAAAGACAAACAUUUACAUUCAUCCAUUAUCGGAUGAUGUAGUUAUUGACAUUUUUGAUGAAAAUGACCAACCCGUAGGACAUUCCACUGCCUUUAUAACUGCCUAUGGAAAGCCACCAGGGAAAUAUACUGCACAUGCCUAUUUUCAAAAAUCAAACAACAACAAUGAGAGGUUGCCUUUGCAACAAUUUGAUUUUGUUAUCGAUGAGAAUGGACGUGUUUCACCAGAUUUUGUAAAUUUAAAUGUUAAGAGCACGAAAUUUGAAUUCAGAAAGAUGGAUCAACCAGUGGCUAACACCGUAGCUGAAUGUUUGUUUUCUCAUCCAUGGAAUCAGAGUGGCGAUUCAACAUUCAGGUUCAAAACAUGUACGGACGAAGAAGGUUCGUUUUCAGCAGUACUUCCAGCAGGAUCAGUCCAAGUACAUUUACCUGAAAUGAAUAUCUUAACCACCAGUCACAUUGUUGAACCUUUACCUAUUCAAAACAGAGAACAAGCAAUUAGAAAUGUUCGACAAACAUUUACUCAUAGUGAAGACGCAACAGUGGCAGGCUCAUCCCUCACGUCAGAAGGAGAUGUUGUGGUGUUGGGAGACAUUUCAGAGUCUAUGGCGGGAGACCCCUUGCAAACGCUUGUGAAAUGUAUGAAACUCUUUUUGCAGAAAGCACUUGAGCGAAAGCAAAGAAUUGCAUUAGCUGUUUGGUCUACCAACUGUUAUUGGUAUCAAAAUGGAGCAUUUGUUGAUGAGAAUACAGAAAACUUACAGCAAGAGGUUGAAUCAUGGAUCUUGGAACAAUUUCAUGAUCACGGAUCACCAACUUAUAUGAAGGCUUGCUUAAAAAACACCAAGGUAUCAAGAACGUGCUUGUUAUGUGUGACGGAGAUGUUGGAAAGUUAUCAACGAACGGGGCUUGGCCAAACUUCAUCAGUAAUUAUCCCAACACGAGAUUCCAUUUCACUGCCAUUGGAAAAGGAGCAAACAAAAUGUAUUUGGAAAAGAUGGCUCAAAUCGGUGGUGGUAACUUUGAGUUUAGUGAUAUUUAAAGGUCACAGCAACGGUGCAGUUUGUUAA